Clarias gariepinus (North African catfish) is the source of this 925-nucleotide messenger RNA. RefSeq names its product myeloid-derived growth factor (gene mydgf). The record is from RefSeq and is a predicted model, not a curated record. Lineage: Eukaryota; Metazoa; Chordata; Actinopteri; Siluriformes; Clariidae. The transcript is spliced from 6 exons. Gene Ontology annotation, biological process: positive regulation of endothelial cell proliferation; positive regulation of angiogenesis. Bases 41 to 586 code for a protein of 181 amino acids.
CAGAAUACGGGUAGGAAAACAAGACGGUUGACUUUAAAAUAUGAUGAAAGCGUUUGCUCGCUACGUUUCACACACAGCCAUGGAUUUCGGUUAUAGCAGCACGCCUUUUUUGUUUUGGGCAAAAGCAGUGAUUGUGUUAUCCAUGUUGGUGGCUGCUAAUGCAUCCAGUGAGAACGCUAAGACAGUGGAGUUCAACGUUAAACCGGGAGGUGUGGUGCAUUCAUUUACUGAGAACAUUAAAGAAUAUGAAUGCACAUUCACCUAUGCGUCUCAAGGAGGUACCAAUGAGCAAUGGCAAAUGAGUGUGGGUUUGAGUGACGAUGACAGGCUCUUCUCUUGCUCAGUAUGGAGGCCCCAAGGAAAAUCCUACUUGUUUUUCACACAGUUCAAAGCUGAGAUUAAAGGAGCGAAGAUUGAAUACGCCGGUGCAUAUUCCCAGGCAGCUGUAGGAGGUUUAAAGGACGUGGCUCUGAAGGAAGAAGAGUACAUAAUUGGUGACUCCGCAGUGACUCACAAAGAUGGAAAAUUCCGGGCUGAGCUCUCCAAAUUGACCAUAAUCGGCAGGACACGUCACGACGAGCUCUGAAUGGUUGAACUCUGAGAUGUUUCUUCUUACAAAAAAAGGAAAUAAAUGUAUGGAUGUGGCUGUAGUCCCCAAAGCUCUCUUACCGAACUGUUCUCUAACCAAAGGAGCAAAGGAGAUUUAGCCAGAAGAAGAGAUGAAAGAUGUCCUUUUUCCUCCUGCUGUUGGAUUCCUUCCCUUUGAAAAACAAGCAUUAGUGUCAUCUGCCUCUGCCUGAAGGGAAUUUAAAAAAAUCACAAGGUUGUUGUACUUUUCUACCACACUUUGACAUAUAAAUAUAUUUUCAGUUUCUGUUAUGAUCUGGUAGUGUAAACAGUUUUAAUAAAUUCAUUUCUUCCGUUA